UCAACUUCAUCAUUAUUAUUAAGAGCGGAGCAGAGUCAGUAUUCGUAACGCCGUUGCGUUGCAUUUCUUUUCUUUUAUUCAUUGAAUACAGACUAGAAAAUCCCCCCCGCUACAAAUUCCCCCUUGUGGUUCUGUGCAUCCGCCAUCGCCCCAUGCCCAAGACCCUUGGCGGAGCUAAAGGGAUAGCUUAAUAUUGGGCCUGGAAAAUGUGGGAACGAACCACGGCUGGUGAUUUCGGGAGGGGAGGAAGCAGAGGGAUUUUUUGCAUGGGGUGGGGAAGAAGAUAUAAAAGAGUAUUGCUAGAGAUAGAAAGGAUCAUGUAAGUAUACUCCGUACAGCGUAGAUAUAUAAAUGUAGAUAGAUAUGUAGGAGGAAUCAGACACGUAUCGUAUGUAGAGUCGAACCAGCCAACAACUGCCCAUCAAUCCCUGGCCUGACAUCUCAUCUCAUCUGGGAUAGACGAAGAUGAAUGACUGUCUGGUCUGUCUAUCUUGUCCUGUCUUGGGUGGAACUGCAGCGAUCAGUUCACUGCGACUCCUGGCUGCGUGGGUCGGAUUAAAUAAGUUAUAAGUUGGAAUUGGGAUUGGGAUUGGGAUUGGGAUAUCGUCGUCGUCGUCGUCGUCGUCAAUUUUCUUUCUUUCUUGCUUCCCCGCCUCGCCUCGUCUCGUCUCGUCUCGUCUUCUGCUCCCUCCCUGCUAUCUUUUCUGUCUCCCUCCCUCUUCUCCCUCCCUCUCCCUGUCUAUCCUUCUCCCUCUCUGUCUAUUCCUCCUUCGAGCUGGCUUGGCUGUGGUGUCAGUCGCCCAGCUCUCUCAAUCGUCUUUCUCUUUCUCUUCCUCCUCUCCCCCACCUGGAGUGGCCUCAUCCCAACUAACCAACCUGUUCGACACAACCUACUCAAGGGGUGCAGGCCUGUCGAUUGAUAUCUGGAUGAUUCCCUCUUCUUCUCGGUUUUAUGUGUUUCUGGUUACUUGCUGCUUUUCCCUUCUUCUUCUUCUUCUUUUUUGCCGCCGCAAAUAAAUGUUCGCUUUCCUCCCCCUUCUAGCCGCUCCCUGGAGACUCGUUCUCUCGCUCUUUGAGGGUGGAAGCGACAAUAAUGGCCGGAGUGUGAAAUGGCUGGAUGGUUUGCGCGGGAUCGCUUCCGUCCUCGUCAUUCUCACCCACCUCGCCCGAGCCUGGGACUACGACCUCUUCUCCCCGCAAAAUGGCGAAGACAUCCCCCCCCGAUUGCUCCAGCUGCCCAUCCUGCGCAUCCCCUGGCAGGGCAGAAUCGGCGUCACCAUCUUCGCCUUCCUGACCGGCUAUGUCUGCGCCCUGAAGCCGCUCAAGCUCUCCCGUGCCGGAAACUAUACCGCUGCCUUCUCCUCCAUCUCCAAGAGCGCCUUCCGCCGCCCGCCUCGUCUCAUCCUCCCCGCAGCAAUUGCCAUGGUCAUCGCCUGGCUGGUGGCGCAGUUGGGCGGUUUCACUGUGGGCAAUAGGGCGGAUUCGGAUUGGAUUCGCUUCGCGAGCCCCGUGGUGGAGGACUCGGUUUUCAAGGAAAUCGUGCGCCUGUUCCGCGUCUUCCUGAAUACCUGGACAAAUGGGCAUAUGGACUACGACGACCACCAGUGGGCACUCCUGCCGCUGCUCAAGGGUUCUAUGAUUAUCUAUGUCGUGCUCUGUGGCACGAUGUACAUGCAGUACCGCUUUCGGAUGAUGGUGUACGCCAUCAUGUUCAUGUACUUCUGGCAGCAUCCGGGUCCUGAUACUGAAACCUUCGGCCAACAAUUCUUUGUCGGCAUGUUCCUCUCCGACCUCGCCAACGACCAAUCCUUCCAAUCCUACGUUUCCUCCCUCACCUGGUCCCGGCGCAUUUUCAGCUUCACAAUCGCCUUCCUGGGCCUCUUCCUCGCCUCCUUCCCCGGCGAACGGCCUGAAUUCGCCCCCUGGUCCCGCUUCCUCCUUGCAAUCGGCCGCGCCAUCUUCCCCAACAACGUUAAACUAGGAAAACGCUUCUCAGCCCUAGGCCUCGACCUCAUCAUCGUUGCAAUCUAUCUGUCCCCCACCACCAAAUCCAUCCUCUCCAAACGCCUUUUCCUCUUUCUCGGCCGCAACAGCUUCGCCGUCUACCUCUGCCACGGCACCCUGCUGCGCGUCGCCCUCACCUGGAUGAUCUACGGCAUCUCCGGCCAGCCGUGGGAGCCCACCACCAACGAGGCCGGCAAGGUCGUGAAGCCGCCCUGGCUGCCCCGCGGUGGACCGAUGGUUUUCGCGGUCUCGAUCCCCAUCUGGCUUUGCAUCGUGUAUGGCGUCGCGCACCUGUGGACGACGUAUGUCGAUUCGUUCUGCGCCCGACUUACGCAUCGGCUGGAGAUGCAUGUUUUUGAGCCGGAUGAAAAGGCGCGGCAGGUUGGGCUGCCGCGAUAACGAACUUUGAUUUUAUUUUGUUUAAAGCUUCAUUAAUCUAUUUUUUUUUUUCCCCUUUUGCGGUUUCUCGGUUGGAUUUUUCCCGUGAUAUAGAAGAAAUCUUCGCGGGGCCACGGCUCCGCGCCCGUGCAUGCAUCCUUCCACACAUGCAUUUGCCGCCAAAUCGGGGUUGUAAAACAGCCAGCCAGACCAACCCCCGUGGUGUUUUUUUCGGAAAUCUACUCCUACUCCUAUUAUCAUUUGUCAUAAUUCCAUUUUAAAAUCCCAUAUCAUUCUACUUCCGUUUUAUUGUUCCUUUCUAUCCUUUUUCCUUUCUUUUCUUUUUCUUUUUCUUUUUCUUUUUCUUUUUUUAAUUCCUUUUUUAAAUCCUUUCCAACCUCUAUACCAAUUACAUGCUUCAAUGUCGGUUGUAUUUCUUGUAUUUUUUGCGCGAACCUUGCUCUUUUUAUGUACAUAUAUAUAUAUACAUUAUUCCCCGCGUGCUGCUGCCGCUGCCGCUGCAUGUAGCUCUGGUUUUGUGGUCUUUAGAUUUUUGAUCAUACAUUUUAUUUAGUUUUGUUCUUUUCUUUUCUUUUUUCUUUUCGUUCCGUUCCUUUUUUCAUGGAUUUUUAUUUCCUGAGAGUAGUCUUAUAGAUACUAUCUGUGUUAUGUGCACGUACUUGAUACCUUCAGUCCUUUGUGAGCACUUUGAUAGCGGAAGAAGGAGUAGAUGUUUAUACCACUGCUUCUUUUACGGGCGCUUGAUCUUAUUCACAGAGUUAUUUUAUCUGAGCGUUUAUGCAAUGGAUGUACGGAGUAUAUAUGAUGUUUGCGGCAUGAGAUAUGAAGAAUGUGUAUUUGGAAGGUUCCAAGAUAAGGUACACGUACAUAUGCUAACCCGUAUAUAUGUAAGUGGGCCACAAGCUCCAUGGAAAGAAUAAAAGACAAAAAAAGCUUGCUCUGUGAUUUGUUUUUUUGUAUCAUCUCUUGUUUGCUUUUGUAAAUGGUGUUUUUUUGUGGUGGUGAGGAUGGUGGUGGUGAUGUGAAUGAUAGAAGGGACCUGCGUCUUGUCUAGUGAUAGAUAUCUUUCUCUAUGUACAUGUAUGUGGGAAGAUUAGGAAAAAGGCGGGGGAAGUAAUCGCACAGGGUAUGUAUGUAUGGAUGGAUGGGCUAGCAAACGAUAGGAGUAUGGCCAAAAAGGUGGGAAGCAUUAGGUGUAGGUGGGCGUAAGUGAUGGGGGAAAAGGGAUGAGUGAAAAGAGUGAAAAUGGGAUAGAAACACAUGACGAAAGAAAAAAAAAGAAGGAAUGAAAGAGAGAACAAUCGCUUGCUUGAUAGGAGUACAGGGGAUCUAGGUAAAU
Blastomyces dermatitidis ER-3 is the source of this 3742-nucleotide messenger RNA. RefSeq lists its product as uncharacterized. Gene Ontology annotation, cellular component: membrane. The transcript has 3 exons. Gene Ontology annotation, molecular function: acyltransferase activity, transferring groups other than amino-acyl groups. The record is from RefSeq and is a predicted model, not a curated record. Gene Ontology annotation, biological process: polysaccharide biosynthetic process. The coding region runs from base 1018 to 2403 and encodes 461 amino acids. NCBI's taxonomy places the organism in Eukaryota, Fungi, Ascomycota, Eurotiomycetes, Onygenales, Ajellomycetaceae.